This is a messenger RNA of Dendrobium catenatum, 681 nucleotides long. RefSeq names its product protein P21-like. The coding region runs from base 7 to 681 and encodes 224 amino acids. Lineage: Eukaryota; Viridiplantae; Streptophyta; Magnoliopsida; Asparagales; Orchidaceae. The transcript has a single exon. Gene Ontology annotation, biological process: defense response. Gene Ontology annotation, cellular component: extracellular region. The record is from RefSeq and is a predicted model, not a curated record.
AGUACUAUGGCGGCCACCACCCCUCUCCUCCUCCUCCUCCUCCUCCUCCUCCCCCUCUCCCAAGCCACCACCUUCGUCAUAACCAACAACUGCUCUCAAACAAUCUGGCCGGCCGCCACCCCCUACGGCGGCGGCCUCCAACUCCUCCCUUCCCAAAACUGGACCAUCACCACCAACACCACCAACUCCACCUCCGGCAUCAUCUGGGCUCGCACCAACUGCACCUUCGAUUCCUCCGGCAACGGCACCUGCCUCUCCGGCGACUGCUCCGGCGCCCUCAACUGCACCUCCCGCCCCUCCUCCCCCGUCACCGUCGUCGAAUACUCCCUUUACCAAUGGGGCAACAACGACUUCUACGACAUCUCCCUCACCGACGGAUUCAAUCUCCCCGUCGCCAUUACCCCGACCGGGCCCGGAAAUUGCAGCGCGGUGAAGUGCACCGGGAAUAUCAGCGGCGAGUGUCUGCCGGAGCUGAGGGCGGCCGGAGGGUGCAAGAGUGCUUGCGACGUGUAUAAGACCGAUGAGUACUGUUGUAAUAAGGUGGGAAGCUGCUCGCCGACGAAGUAUUCGAGGUUCUUUAAAAGCCUCUGUCCUAAUGCUUAUAGUUAUCCGAUGGAUGAUCCGACCAGCACAUUUACUUGUACAUCUGGUGGAGAUUAUAGGGUCACUUUUUGCCCGUAA